This is a messenger RNA of Kwoniella shivajii, 1977 nucleotides long. RefSeq lists its product as uncharacterized. Gene Ontology annotation, molecular function: transmembrane transporter activity. Gene Ontology annotation, biological process: transmembrane transport. Bases 1 to 1977 code for a protein of 658 amino acids. The transcript has 5 exons. Gene Ontology annotation, cellular component: plasma membrane. Lineage: Eukaryota; Fungi; Basidiomycota; Tremellomycetes; Tremellales; Cryptococcaceae. The record is from RefSeq and is a predicted model, not a curated record.
AUGUCGCGAGCAUCAUCAACUAUAACGCAUAUAGGCGAACCAUCAACACCUUCAUCACCUAGAAAACAAUCAACCACUUUAGAUAAUAAACCGAUAUCAUCACACACAUUAAAGAAGUAUCCAUGGAGACCUUAUGUCACGCCGUUCGAAGAGAUUUUGGCUAAAAAUUAUCAAGGUAAUGGUACGAAUGAAGAUCCAUAUAUAAUCGAUUGGAUACCCAAUGACAAAGAAGAUCCUCAAACUUGGCCUGCUGUAUACAAAUGGACCUGCAUCGCUGUCGUAUCAUGGCUUACAUUAGCAGUGGCACUUUCGUCAUCGGCAUACACCGGUGGUGCAGAAGACCUAAUCACUGAAUUUCAUACAUCAUACGAAUUAGUGGUGGCGGGUGUAUCUUUAUUCGUCGUUGGAUUCGCGUUCGGACCUCUAUUCUGGGCACCGAUGUCCGAAGUUUUCGGUAGAAGAUUAUCAUACAUAGUCUCCUACGCCUUUUUGACUAUUUGGACAGGAGCAGCUGCCGGUUCCAAGAACAUGGCUCAGCUCCUCGUUUUCAGAUUUUUGGCAGGUUUAUUCGGUUCAUCUCCUUUAGCAAAUGCAGGAGGUACCAUCUCAGACGUCUUGGAUGCCAAUCAAAGAGGUUUAGGCAUGGCUUUGUUCUCUGCCGCACCGUUCCUUGGACCAUCUCUUGGACCAAUCACCGGUGGUUUCCUAGGUCUCAAAGCCGGCUGGAGAUGGGUAGAGGGAUUCUUGUGUAUCUUCGUCGGAGUGAUGCUCAUCAUGGUUGCCCUACUUGGAUCGGAAACUUACGCGCCUUACUUGUUGAGGAAACGAGCUGCAAAACUUAGCAAAGUUACUGGAAAAGUCUAUCGAUUUAGAGGAGAUGCCAAGAAGCCUUUGGUCGUAAAAGAGCUCUUCCAAGCGUCCCUCGUUAGACCUUGGAAAUUCUUGAUCUUCGAGCCCAUCGUUUCCAUCUUAUCAGUGUACAUUGCCCUUAUUUACGGUAUCCUUUAUCUCAACUUCGCUGCUUACCCAAUCGUCUUCCAGCAAGGUCACGGGUGGAAUGUCGGUAUCGGAGGAUUAGCUUUCUUAGGUGUAUUGAUCGGUACUGUUUUAUCAGUUAUAGUUUCAAUCGUUUGGGUGAAUCCUCAAUAUGUCAAAACAGCAAAAAGGAAAGGUGGAAGAGCCGAACCUGAAGAUAGAUUACCUUCUGCUAUCUGGGGAGGAGGUUUGAUCGUACUUGGUUUAGCUGGUUUCGCAGCUACUGACGGACCAAAUGUUCAUUGGAUCGCUCCUAUCAUUUUUGGUAUUCCUUUCGGUCUAGGUUUGAUCAUCGUCUUCUUGGCUGUUUUAGGUUAUUUAGUUGACAGUUACACUAUCUACGCCGCCUCUGUUCUCGCGGCGAAUUCAGUCCUUCGAUCAUUAUUCGGUGCUGCGUUCCCCUUAUUCACUCGACAAAUGUUCGCCAAAUUGGGUGUUCACUGGGGUGUCGCAUUACCUGGAUUCUUAGCAUUAGCUUGUAUUCCAUUCACCUGGAUGUUUUACAAAUACGGAGCUAAGAUCAGAGCUAAAUGUAAAUACGCUUCUGAUGCCGAAAAACAAAUGGCAAUGAUCAUGGCGGCUAGAAUGGCUCAAUCGAAGAGGGAUGACGAAGAAGCCGCUAUCGCAUCAGGUAGAACCACCCCUGCUCAUGCUCCUGUCCCUGCUCAUCAAGUCAAGACGGAAGGACAAGGAAUCGAUCAACAACCUGCAGAACAACAAGGUGGAACAGGAAACAAACCUCUAGUAGAACAAGAAAACCAAAUCGGAUUAUCAUCAAAUAUCCCAUCACAUAUCCCCCAACAUCUACAUCACGAAUGGACAAUAUAUGAGGUUUUGGCAGAUAGAGACGAAGUCGAUCUUGAAGAUGAUGAAAGAAUCAGAUUAAAUGAAUUACAUGAAAAAUUCGAUUAUCAAAAAGCGAACAAACAUCCCAGAGCAUAA